AUAGAAAAUUCUAAUUAUAUUGGUUUGAGAUGCGUUACUUUUGCUCAUUAGAUCUUUUUUUGCCUGGCAAGAACUUUUAUAGGAGAGCACUUUCAAUCCUAACAUCUCAGCCUAGCUGGAUAGCUAUGCACUUUCAAUUCUGUCACUGGCUUGUUGACAAAUAAUAGUCACAGGGGAGUUGUUAGGUUGAUAGUAUAUCCUUAUAUCUAUCUCUACUAGAUUCUUUCUGCUUAAAACAUCUGGGGGUAGACUCUGAAAAUCUUUGAUUUUACCUCCUCACUGAAGUCCUUUGAGACUUUAUAUGUAAGGGUAUAGUUUGACAGCUGACUCUCAGUGGCAGUACUGGUUGAAAGCACUUGAGUUACAACAACAAGCUGGCAACAAAAUAAGGAGUCAGAGGUGUCAAAUCUGAUUUUGAUUAGUGUGUGGCCUGACGGUAGUUGUGCUGGCACAUUGUGGAUAGGAUGGAAAGGCUGCACUUACACACCAUCACUGCCAGGAAACUAUGCAAAGCUUUCCAAAAGGUGUAGUCUUAUGAGCAUUUUGUUGACUACUGUAUUUGGUUAAAUAGCCUUUCUUGCCCUUGAAGUGCCAAUACAUUUGAUGAACACACACUGUGAAGCAAAUAAAGGAAUUGAACUAAACCUAAACUUGGAAAAUACUUAUUAACACAGAUCAGUUCCCCAAGUUACAGAAGCUUGUGGGUGUGGAAGUUGGGAAUGGGAAUAGACAGGAACUGAUUGAGCUAUAUUCUCCUAGUUUCUUGUGCACCUGCUCCCUGGCAGAACUUGGGAAACUGGAAAGCCCUUCACUUAAAAUGAUCAUUACUUACUUCAUUACAUUACUUCAGCAAAAGCUGAAACGUUACUGUGUUAUCAACAGUAUUCUCAUACCAAGUCCAAAACACAGCACUGUACCAGCUACUAGGAAGAAAAUUAACUCUAUUCUAGCCAAAAUCAGGACAUUAAUUUACAGAACUAUUCACUUGCUUUAGGAGGAAAGAAAUAAAUCCUUUGCUGGAUUCUAGUGAAGUACAUGAGAAGUGAUGCUGAAGUAGCAUGAGACUUUAUGCUACUGCUGCUGUUUCUGUCUUAAAACUACAUGAGGAUUGUUUUGAGUUGCUGCAUCUGCAGUGCAGCAAGGAAGGCUAGAGGUGAAAGGACAACAAAUCUAUCACAGAAAACAGUUUGAAAAAAAAAUGCAGAUGGAAAUGACAAAAGUAUGUGAAUUGAGGCUAAUCAAUGGAAAAUUGUUGAGUUCCAUAGGCCCUGGAUCCUAAAAGAUUAUUCAUAAGAGUCUGUUAUAUUUAUGGUGUAUGGGAAAAUGUGUAGAGCUGUUUGAAUUCUUGAACAGUGGUAGGAAAAUGGUAUAUUUCUAUUUUGACUUACAACAAAAGAUGGAGGAAUUGUAUCAAAAGACUGAAUUUAGUAUUUACUUCUUUAGGUUGCCUUGAUCUGAGGUGUAUUUUCUGCUCAUAGACAUUUCCAGUUUUGGAAUGUCUAAUGUAUGGAGAAAGCACUUAGAGAGAUCUAAUCAGAUCAGCCAUGUGGGGUUUUGUAUGAAAUUUUUUGAAGACUUGCAGUGGACCCUCAUUGUUGUGAAUGUGAAUUACGUCUUAGGAAAUAAAGAAAUGGAUGGGAUGGAUGAAACAUCUAAAAGAAUCCUAGAGCCAUACCAGUAUUUGCUUCAACUACCAGGUAAGCAAGUGAGAACCAAACUGUCACAGGCCUUUAAUCACUGGCUGAAUGUUCCAGAAGAUAAAAUACAGGUUAUCAUUGAAGUGACAGAGAUGUUGCACAAUGCAAGCCUACUUGUGGAUGAUAUUGAAGAUAACUCAAAGCUACGACGGGGCUUUCCGGUGGCACACAGUAUCUAUGGAAUUCCAUCUGUAAUCAACUGUGCUAAUUAUGUUUAUUUUCUUGGCUUAGAGAAGGUUUUAACCCUUGAUCAUCCAGAUGCUGUUAAAGUUUUUACCCGUCAACUUCUGGAACUCCAUAAAGGUCAAGGCUUGGAUAUUUACUGGAGGGAUACUUACACCUGUCCUACAGAAGCUGAGUAUAAAGCAAUGGUACUGCAAAAGACAGGUGGUCUCUUUGGAUUGGCUGUAGGCCUCAUGCAGCUGUUCUCAAACUAUAAAAAAGACUUAAAGCCCCUUCUUAAUACCCUUGGUCUCUUCUUCCAAAUAAGGGAUGACUAUGCCAACUUGCACUCCAAAGAAUAUAGUGAGAACAAGAGUUUUUGUGAAGACUUAACUGAGGGCAAGUUCUCAUUCCCAACCAUUCAUGCAAUUUGGUCAAGACCUGAAAGUACUCAGGUGCAAAACAUUUUACGUCAAAGGACGGAGAACAUAGAUAUAAAAAAAUACUGUGUACAUUACCUUGAAAAUGUCGGUUCCUUUGAGUACACUCGGAAUACAUUGAAAGAGCUUGAAUCUGAAGCCUAUAAACAAAUUGAAUCGCUUGGGGGAAACCCUGAGCUUGUAGCACUAGUUCAGCAGCUGAGCAAAAUGUUCAAAGAAACAGAAAGUUAAAAAAUUAACUUCUGGGUGUGGAUCAAAACUUUUGAAAAUGGGAAAAUAACCAGAUGGAGAAGUGUGAUAAUCAGUUUGAUGUAAAACUUUCUCUUGUAGCCAUGUUACAGAAGUUACUGUUAAAAAUCACUUGUCAUUGAGUUUUGAAAUAUAUACCCUAUAAUCUCUAAAGUCUUAAUUGUAAUUGCUUACAGUUGGUUUUGUUAAAGCAGAUCCAUAAAGCAGAACCAUAACUAAAACUAGUUUUGAAUGUAAAUAUAAUAGUCUUUACACAAUCACAGGCAUUAUUUCAUACCUAAAAGUCUUGUGCCCCUAACCAGGCUCCGAUAGUAUUCUGGUUGAAAUUCUGUGUUAAAUCAGGUUGACAUGUAUAUAUUGUAAUUUUAAACAAUGCUCUUGUAAACCAAAAUCUGUGUUAAAAAACAAAGGAAGGUACUUGCAACCACAAUGCACAUAAAAUUGUUGUGUGAUAUUUCUAAGUGUGACUUGGGAGUGGAGGCAGAUCAGUUUACUAUGUCCUAGGGUGAAUGUCCUAUCCAGUUUCUGUGGAUAUUUUCAGGGGAAUGUAAAUUAUGAAAGAUGUUAUUUCAUAUGCAAAUAAGACAUGCUCAGUCUGAAAUUGUGACUUCAUAAAGAUUUUGAAGUACCUUGGAGGAAAGACUUCUUCACAUCAGCAAAGUGUAAAUUUGCUGCUGAUUCCAGCUCUGCAGUGAGUAAUUUUGGUCACCUGGUUUUAGAUUUUGAAAUUGUCAAACAUUCUGUAGCCAAAAACUUAAAUCUAUGCAUUAGAAUUCAUAUAUGUACCUGUAAAUAGCAACAUAAUGAGCUGCUAUUAGAAAUGGAAAGGGAUUCACACCAGGUAGCUUUAGGACACCAUAAUUGGUGCAGGUCUCUUUAAUCUCUGCUUGUAAUUGAGGGGCUUCUCCAAGACUUUAUUCAUAAUUCAUAUUUCAUUACUGUACUGAAUUGCAGUCUGGAGGCAUGUUCUAUAUCUCUCCAAAGAGACAAGAGCUGUCAUUUUUUUGUUAAAAUGAAGAACAGUAUCUUGUUUCACAAGUUAAAAUAACACUUCAGUUUUGCUAAUUGCUUAGAGCUUUAAAAUUAUAGACAUACCAAAAUAAAACUGGGACUGAGAGUAAGAUUUAGGGGUGGGGCUGAUAAGUAACAAAGUUCUCUGCUCAUGUGUAUAUAUAUAUAUAUGUAUAUAAAUAUGUAGAAAAAUGUUAAUAAAAUGUUAGCAGAGAUGUUUAGUUUUUUCUUGCCUGGGCUAGCUUUAAUCAGGUUCUGUUCCCUUGGUAUUCACAGGUAUAUUAAGUUAUGCUUUGGGGUAGCAAGGUAAUGGUUUGGAUCAAAGGUAAGACUGGUGCUAUAAGCUGUGGUGUUAGCUCAAGCAUACUCUGAAAUGGGUAUAGAGGUAGUUUGCUUCAGAUGUCUAAAGGAUAGUUUUAUGCAGGUGUUCAUUUACUGUACCUGAAAAACAGGGAUGGCUGUGAUCUCAGCCCACUGAGAAAACUAACUGGAGAAGGUUGCUGUAAUGUCUUCCCUGGGCAGCCUUAAUAUCUUUCUGAAAGUGAUCAAACAUGACAAAAUUGAGGAUGACUGCUUUCAGUCUGAAAUAUUAUGUAGUUAGGGAUGAUAGCCUAUCCCUUUUAUCUGCAUGCUGAGGAGAAAUCUUUGUCUGAUUAGACACAGAAUAAUAGGCUUUUCACUGAAUGGACCUGGUUGCCAGGACUGAAUAGCUUAAAGUUGGUGAAAGGCAUCUUUAAUGUUAAUGAAAGAGAAUUGUAAUUCCAUUUUCAUAACUUGCAGUGCUUAGUAAGCCUGUAAAUUUUUAAUGUGUUGUGUGAAAAUUCUAUCUGCAGCAAAUUACAUUUAUUUUGUGCCAUGUCUUGGGAGUUUCUAAGCACUGUUGCAGUUAAUGUUGAAUAGGGGAAAGCACUGAAAAGACUAUUGUUGUCAGGAGAAUCUCCUAGUCUUACUGUGAAAUGUAUCCUUGUGCCUGUUAGGAUAUUGUAACUGCAACACAAUGCAAAGUGCACUUAGUGCCAUUUCAUUUCUGUUCUGUUGCUGGAUGUAAACAGUUCUGUGUAAUCAAACUUUCAUAAUGAAGUAGCUUUUCUUACUCUUUGUAUGAAGUUUUUCUACCAUCUGAGAUUUCUGCUAUGUCAUCUCUCCUUUGUUUCAUUCUGACAAUUCAGCCCAGUAUUUAUUCUAAUUCUAUAUCUUGUUAGCAUGUGCCUUCAUUAGGCAUAGGAACGUGGAUGUUUUCCAGUUUCAGACCAUUUAAGCUACAAAUGAGUAAGAAGGGAAAAGUUGGUCCAGCUUUCUUUUCCUGGGUUACAAGAGGCCAUGCAGCUCUGUCUUCCACGUCUGCCUUCAAGGUUUUUGAUGUCAGUAUUCGAAGUCCCACAAGUAGAGCAUUGCUACUCUUCACUUUGGUUAGCAUAAACAGGAUUGUGAGAACUUUUCUUGGUGUAUUUGGGAGUUGGAGAGGCUGAGCUAUUUCCCCUUCAUCUGUUAAGGAUGCUCUGGUAGAGCAUCCUUAAGCACUAAAUGCCAGUAGUAAUGAUGUCCCUUAGUCAAGGUAGAUUUUGUAUUUGGUGCCGUAAGAUCAGUCUGUGCAUUUUCAUCAAUAUUCUCCAAUGUUAUCAUGGUACUGGUUCCUGAGGUUUAAGCAAUGUUAGGGAAAAACCCUUCUUUAAAGAAGCAUGUGAGUUCUUGUGACUGCAGAAUUAGUUGGUGUAAAUGCCCCUCUCUGUUGCUAUGCCUCCCACAACACAGGGAGUAGGGAUUUCUCCUGAUCCUCAUCAGGAUCAAGUUGCAAGUGGAGAUGCCCAUGGGGAAACAAAGCGGAUGCUGGUUUCUAUGUCAGUCCUUUUGAGCCAGAAUCAUUCCCCUUAUGUCCCUACCAUUGCCAACAAGUUCUACUUUGAUCAGGUUAUUAGUGCAUUUCUUGGGAGUUUAGUUCUUGCAGUUCACAUUAAGAGAAAUGCAAAUACUCAUCAGUCUGGAGCAUUCCUCACUACCUCAGUCUGUUUUCUGAUUGUGUGCUUGCUUGCAUAUAAAUGAAUGCUGUCACCUGUCUUAGAGUAGCCAGCCAUUGGAUGGGACAUCUGCCUUGCUUUUGCAUAGGCUUAUGUUUCCCCAUCAAUUAUGAUGAAAAUUGCAUCAUUUAAAGACCUUCCUGAGGAGAUAGCUUUCUCCUCUCAUUUUGAACUCAGGUGAUUCAGGUACCCACUCAGAGCAACUUUGUAUGUAUCAGCCAGUUGUUGAUACAAACAACAUAGAAAUGUUAAUGAGGAAGAAACUGUUGGCGUUUCUUCUGGUUUUUUGUUAAUUUUACUAAUCUGGCUGCAUGUGCUAUGGAAAUUUCCUAUAGUAAUGGCUGUUUUCCAUGGUUAGUAAAAUGCUAGCAAGGUAUAAAAAUGUGAGAUUUGUGAGGGGGUUUGCAUUUCUCAUGUAAAAUCGGUUUGAACUUCAAUAUGCCUUUAUCACUGAAUUGGGUCAGGCUUUUAUUCAUGUGCAAGAGCCAUAUGGUCAUCUGUUGCUCUUCUUUGUCCCAUCUUAAUCAUUUUAUAUUUCAGGUUUGGUAUUUACUAUGUUCUUUGUAUUAUUUGCUCAGUACUUUCACUGUAAUUCUUCUUUCAUCUAUAUUUCUAUUCUGCUGUUAAUACCAAGCACACAUAAUACCAUCAAACUCAGUUUUGAUCCUGUACAAACAUAAUAGUCUGAGUCUACUUUUGAAAUGUUGAAUCUUGGCUCAUCAUUCACCUUCAAAAAAGUAAUCCAAGAUUAAUCCAAGAUUUUCUGCAACCUCAAAAUGCCUGAAACUUUUUUUCCAGGAAGGUAAAGCCUGUAACGUUUUAUAUAACCAUAAAUUAUUUUUUGUCUCAUGUAGCUUGAGCUGCUUUCCUUGCCCUACCUGCUUGCUUUCAGGAUCCAUUUUGCUUCGGUGGUAAUGCCUGUUAGGUCUUUUUAUGAAUGGACUUAACUCACUAGCCCUGAGGGAGAGAAGUUAAUUUUUCUCCAGGUUAAUGAAUUAUCCCACUCAGCAAGAGCCUGAUGAAUGUCAGAGCUGGCAGGUGGACAAAGGCCAGGGAAAGGAUUUGAGAGAAUAAGAAAACUUUUUUUUCCUCCUGAGGCUGCCUCAUGUGAUUUCACCUUGUUUUACAGAAUUUACUUGACUUUGUUAGGAAAAGCUAGAGUGCAUGGUUAGUUUCUGAGUUUCCCUUCUUGCUUUCCAAAUAGACUGUGAGAGAUACUUAAGUUUAAAAUUAUUUAUUCUGAUAAUUAUUUAUGUAACUUGCAUAUAUCAACUGAAGUUUUUGAUUAAAGGUACAUAUAUAACAGUA
Molecule: messenger RNA, 6882 nt
Organism: Cyanistes caeruleus (blue tit)
Lineage: Eukaryota; Metazoa; Chordata; Aves; Passeriformes; Paridae
Gene: GGPS1
Product: geranylgeranyl diphosphate synthase 1
Biological process (GO): isoprenoid biosynthetic process
Molecular function (GO): prenyltransferase activity
Source: RefSeq, a predicted model, not a curated record